Molecule: messenger RNA, 1626 nt
Organism: Grosmannia clavigera kw1407
Lineage: Eukaryota; Fungi; Ascomycota; Sordariomycetes; Ophiostomatales; Ophiostomataceae
Exons: 1
Coding region: 1-1626 (541 amino acids)
Source: RefSeq, a predicted model, not a curated record
AUGGAGGAGCAAGGCCUUGUGUAUGCCGGCGAGCACAUCACGUGGGAGCACUGCGGCGACCUUGACGGGCGUCCACUUGAGUGCAGCACGAUCCAUGUGCCGAUGGAUCAGUUUGAUGCGAGCAACUCAGGUGGAAAGACGUUCAGCAUUCCGCUCAUCCGCCAACGCGGUCGUGGCAUUAGCGGUGAUGCCCGCGCUGAUUUGCCAAACCUGCUUCUGAACCCUGGCGGACCCGGUGGCAGUGGCAUUAACUUCAUGUACCGCCGUGGGGCGCUCCUGCGCGCUGUUGUGGGGGAGGGCGUGCACCUGCUCUCAUUCGACCCGCGGGGCGUCAAUGGCUCGCGGCCCAGGGCCUCGUGCUACCCCGAUGUAGAGACACGGAGGCAGCGGGCGAUUGUGCGCAGUAGUCGCGUUAUUGAGGACAGCACCGAGGCGUACGCGUGGUCCUAUAACUAUGUGCGCGCGUGUGCCGACACGAUGGGCGAGCAUGGGCUGUAUCUCAACACGCCACAAACGGCGGCCGAUAUGAACAGCAUCCUCGAUGCCGUUGGCCAGGACGCCAUGGUAUACUGGGGCUUCAGCUACGGCACGCUGCUCGGCCAGACCUAUGCGACAUUGUUCCCAGAGCGUGCGCAGCGCGUCAUCAUCGAUGGUGUUGCCAACCAGUUCGACUGGUACGAAGGCCUUCUCGAUGCUGAGGUCUUUGCAGACACGGAAAACGUGUGGGACGGCUUUCUAGAUGAAUGCGUUAAAGCGGGCAAGGAACGCUGCGCCCUGGUGGCCCUGAUAGCUGCAUCGCCGGCACAUCAAGCUACGGGCGGCAAGGAGAUACUGAGAGAACGGCUGGCCGCUCUCGGGACGCAGCUACAAGCCAGUCCAUCCAGCAUCUAUGUCAACAACACCGUCUAUGGUGCUCUGAGCUACGAAACAAUAUGGUACAAGGCCAUAUUCAUGGCACUCUACAAACCGGCUACCUGGCACGCUUUGGCUGACGCUCUAGCCAAGAUGAUUGAGGGCAACGCGACGGCCGCCCUGCUAGCAUACGGCUUGGACGAGCCCUGGGGUGAGACAGGUGACGAUCUGGUGAAUUUCGUAACCUACAACGACGGCGCCUCGGGUGCUUCCUACUGGCAGCAGGACAGGCAGUGGCUCCUCGAGCUGCUCGUCCCGUACAUGAACGAGAGCGUCUUUACGCCGUCGGAGUAUGGCGGUUAUUACAUAAAGCAGCAGUGGCAUAUUCCACGCACACACUCAUACGUCCCAAGAACAGGUGUGCAGACAGCGCACCCGCUGCUCCUCCUGUCAACUACUUUUGACCCCGUGUGUCCGCUGGUGUCGGCCCGUUCGGCCCAAGCGGCCUUCGAAGGCUCGCAGAUUGUCGAAGUGCUGGGCUAUGGGCACUGCUCUGUGGCAAUGCCUUCUAUGUGUCUAGCGAGACAUGUGCGUGCCUUUCUGUAUAACGGGACGCUGCCAGAUACGUAUACACAGUGUGAGGUAGACGGACCAUACUUUGUCAGGCCAGAAGCCAGCGGCAAGGUCGUGGCACAGCGACACUUCGACGACCCAACGGAAUCGAGUAUACAUUUGGCACAGCUUGAACUUGCCAGGGACUGGGUGUGGCGAUGA